Molecule: messenger RNA, 1537 nt
Organism: Ochotona curzoniae (black-lipped pika)
Lineage: Eukaryota; Metazoa; Chordata; Mammalia; Lagomorpha; Ochotonidae
Gene: MTFR2
Product: mitochondrial fission regulator 2
Exons: 8
Coding region: 252-1334 (360 amino acids)
Biological process (GO): aerobic respiration; mitochondrial fission
Cellular component (GO): mitochondrion
Source: RefSeq, a predicted model, not a curated record
GGCGGAAGUACCGACCGAACUCUUCUGGGACCUGCCGUAGGCAGGAGGGUCGUGCCUCCCGCGCCUGGGCUCCAUUGCGGGCCGAGGCAGGCGCUCGAUCCCCCUCUGUGCGUCAUACUUCUCGCGCAGGCGGAUGCCGGGCGCCCCAGAGCGCUCCUGGCGCGGGUUCUGGGUCGCAGCUCCGUUAACGCCGGUCGGCCGCAUCUCCCCCACUGGGAGAUCUCCGCUCCGGGACAGUGUUUCUUUCAUCGAUGUCUCUCAUAAUGUGUAUCUUAAGGGAUAUGCUGCAAUAUUUUGGUGUUCCCAUAGACCAGGCUUUGGUGAUUUGGAAAAAUAAAGAUUAUGGAUCGGCUCGGAGUAUUGUUCGUAUUAUUGGCAAAAUGCUUCCUCUAGAGCCUUGUCGGCGACCUAAUUUUGAGCUGAUCCCGCUCUUGAACUCUGUAGACCCUGAUAGCUACGGACCUAGGGUUCCCUCUUUUGCUGAUAUCUUGUGUGUGGCAAAUGAUGAAGAAGCCGGUUGUCUGAGAUUUCGAAAUGGUAUGUGGAAAAAUGAAAAAGAGGAAAAAAGUGAGUUUACCCAUCUUGGGCAACUAGUUUGGGAUCCAUUGUCACCUGCUCCAAGACAGAACAAACCAGUGAAAAGUGAUCCGCCUGCAGAUAAAACUGCAAUAAAAAAGUUGGCUGCCCUUGAAGAGGAGCUCGCCUUCCUUCGCUCCCAGAUCGCUGCCAUCGUGGGAAUGCAGGCGCUGAAAGACAUGGCAGGUGCUGGUCCUUUUGACUUGAGUGAUGGCCCCAGUGACUUGGGACAGUCACCAUCGCUGGGGGCUGCUGGAGUGAAUGUGGACCCAAAUCCGUUUCCUGCUUUGAGGGUUCCCUCCCCGCCCCCGCCGCCACCACUACCCGUGCAGUGUUCUUCUCCCCGGCCCUCACGGACUCCUCCCGUCCAACCAGCAGCUGAUGCCGUCUGUGACUCAGACAGUGCAACUGAAAUCCAAACGCAGCAGCCAGGCGCUCGUCAGACCAGCUGCCCUCACCGUUCAGAAAGCCAGGGAUGUGCAGAUGUUCCCAACAUGCGAGAUGUCCUCAAGGAUCUGAACAAGGUGAAGCUCCGCGCUGUUGAACGGUCGCCGGGCGGUAGACCCAUUCACAAGAGGAAACGCCCAGCUCCACCGUGGGAUCCAGUAGCCUUAAUCUCACAUGCACUCAAGAAAAAGUUUGCAUUCCAAGAAGAGGAUUCCUUUGAGAAAGAAAACCAGUCUUGGGCGUCUUCUCCAUUUUCUAGUCCAGAAACUUCACGGUUUGGACGUCACAUUUUGCAGUCAGAAGGACAGUAAAGGAAGAGCGAAUGCACAGGAAAUCUGUUGACCAAGGUGUGAGCAGAAACUGUUGCUCUACGCUUCGAAGGAAAGAUCGUGAGAAUAUGCCAGGCGUGUCUUUCAUCACAUUUCCAAAGAGCUGCUGAGGGAAGUUAAUUAAAGGCUGUACACUGGGAUGUCCUCUUGCUGAGGCCUGAACAGUCUUGGCUUGCAGGAAGGAA